AGUAUGCAGUUCUCUCUCGCGCUUGACACCGGUAGCUGCUUCACUCCCUCCAUUCAUUUCAUUCGCACACAGUCGCAUCCUCGCAGCGAGCCCUCCUCCCCUCCUGUUCCUCUCCGCCUGGAAAGAUGGCUGCUCCGGUGGUGGUGAGUAGCUCCGGCCCGGCGCUCUGCCCGAGCUUCGCGGAGGUCUGUUCGUUCCUGGAGCGGUACGGAGCGGCGCUGGAUCUGCCCGAGAUGACUUUCCCGCAGAUGGAGAGGUAUCUGCGGGACACCACGACAGUUCCCAAACCUCUCGUGGAGCUCCAUGUGAAGCUGCUCAGAAAACUGGGGAGGUCUGUGACUACUGACCGCUGGGAGAAAUAUCUUGCUAAGGUUUGCCAGGAAUUGAACAACACCUGGGCAUGGGAGCUGGAACAGAAGGGCUACCAGGAGAUGUCCAUGGAGUGCAAAUCAAGCAUCCUCAAAUAUCUCUGCGAGUGUCAGUUCGAUGACAACUUAAAGUUCAAGAUGGUGAUCAACGAGGAGGACCCAGAGAAGAUGCGUCUGCAGCCCUUAGGUCGGGACCGGCAGGGUCUGAUGUACUGGCUUCAGCUGGACCAGGAGCAGAACAUCCGGCUGUACACAGAGGAGCAGGAUGAUCUGGAUGGAUCCACCUGGAAGUGCAUCGUCAGGACACGAAAUGACCUUGCUGACGCUCUGGAGCUGCUGAAGUCGCAGCUUGAUCCAAACCCGAAUCAGGAUCAGAACCAGGACCAGAACCAGGACCAGAACCAGACUGUAACCAGGAGUACCAGCCCCACAGACAAAGAUGCAGGCGAUGAGGCUGUUCAGAGCACCAACCCAGAACCCUGCAAAGACACAGAAGAACACACUGGUAGUAAAAAGGAUGAUGCUGUGAAUGAAGAGAAACCCCUGACACAAGUGGUAAAGCAGGAGCCCACACAGUCUCUGAAGCAGGAGAACACAGAAGCCGAGGUGAAAGAAGACAAGACGGACCAAAAAGCGCCUGUGUUUGAUAACCGCGUGAGCACCAUCACCACCGUCAUUAAAUCAGAAUCCAGGGACGCUGAGGCUCCGAGAAACGCCGUGUCUGUGGUCAUAACACCUGGAGCGCCUCUGACCAAACAGGAAGUGAACAAGGAGGAGGAAGCAGAGCGAGCAGUCGUCAGGAGCAGCCAGCAGGCGAAGAUACCACUGAAGAAGAGGGAGCUGAAGCUAGCCGAGAGCUUCCACAGCAACCACCUUAACAACAGCAACAGUAGUAGUAUUAUUGUAUGUAACCCCUCGGUGAUACAGACCAAAGACAGUCACGGUAGAGAGGGGAAGUUACCCGACUCGUUAGCGCCGCCUGGAGGUCCGGCUGCCUCACAACUACAGCAGCAACAAGUGGUCACUGAGUCCAGGCAAGAGCUGACCAACGGCAGAACGUCUGUCCUCCUGCCACACAAAGAGGGACAGAACGGAGUCAUAGGGGUCAUAGGUCAAGUUGUAGGUCACGUAGGUGUAAUCCGCAGCCCGUCAGAGCUUCACAGGGCGCCCUGUGCUGCUGAGCAACAGGAGCAGAACGGGCCAACUAUGGACCACCAGGGCUUCAGAGCCGCGGAGGAGGGCCGGCAGUCAGUGCUAAGAAAGGGACCAGUUGAAGGAGAGACGGCAACAACAAUCAGCAGUCCUCCUCCUCCUCAUGUGCCGAUGGAGGCGACCAAGCUGCCGUUGAUUUUGUUAAAGUCUGAUCAACUCCCAGGAAGUAUCGAGGGAAAAGUUUGUUCUGUUCGUGUUCCCUCGCUUCCUGAGUCCACAGAGGCGCUCAGAAGACAGACGGCAGAAGGCAAGGAUGAAAAAGUGACAGAGGAGCCGUCAGAGAGGGGGGUGAAAACUGUGCCUCAGCAGAAAGAUGAUGGCCUGGAUGAGACGGACAGUGGAGCGAGAAAAGUGUCCGAGUGCUCCGCGGCAGAAGAAGGAAUUACAGCUGACCAGGAAAAAAAUAAAAGCACUUUAGGAAAGUUGCAGACGGAGUCAGAGAGUACGGCUCCACCUCUAAAAGUAGACCAGCAGGAUAAAAAGGACCAGGAAGAGGCCGUCAACGGAGCGGUGGCAGCCCCGUGUAAGGGGAAGGACACUAAGCCUGGAACCGAGCAGAAGCAGGGUCCCCUCGAGGAGGCCUCCUCUGAGCUCCAGAAAGAAGGAAUCAGGUUGAAGAUCAAGAUUCCUCCCCAUCGGAGAAACAAGAUGAGGGGGAAAGGAGUGAAGGAGGAGCAGAAAGAGAAGGAGCAGGAGGAAGGGGAGCAGGAGGAAGGGAGGUCACUGAGGAGGUCUGCACGGAUUUGUAGAUCAUCUGCUUUGCCAAACUGCAGGCCGAGCUCGAAGGCGGCCGAGAGCCAGAGUAAGAAACCUGAAAAAAAAAAGGCAAAGCCGACCAGAGCAAGGGAAGAAGAAGAGGGGGAGGAAGAAGAGGAAGAUGAUGAAGAGGGCAAAGGCUUAUCUGCUAAAAAAGACAUAAAAACAGAACCUGUUGGUCCAAUUAGGAAACAACGGGGUAAACGGAGGCAUCGGCGCCCCAGGUGGUCCAACAUUCGUUUGAAGAGACGCAAACUGAACGAGGGAGGGGAGGUGGAGGACAGAGGGAGGAAACGAGGGGAGGAAGAGAGCGAAGGAGCGAGUGACUCAGGGGAGUCAUGUAAAUCAGAACAGAUUCCCAUGGAGGAUGCCUGCAGUCACUGCGGCCUGCCCAACCACCCCGAACUGAUCCUGCUGUGUGACUCUUGUGACAACGGAUACCACACCGCGUGUCUGCGGCCGCCGCUCAUGUUGAUUCCAGAUGGAGAGUGGUUCUGUCCCCCCUGCCAGCAUAAGCAGCUGUGUGAGAAACUGGAGGAGCACCUGCUGAAUCUGGACAGCGCUCUGAAGAAAAGAGAGAGAGCUGAGAGGAGGAGGGAGCGGCUGGUUUACGUGGGGAUCAGUGUGGAAAACAUCAUUCCUGCGGGAGACGAGGAGGAGGAAGAGGAGAAGUCGGCGAAGAAGAAAGAUCCCAAAAAGAGCAAAAAUCUGGGGAGGAGGUCGACCAGGACCAGGAAGCACAUCAGCUACAGGUUUGAUGACUUUGACGAUGCGAUUGAUGAGGCUAUCGAGGAGGACAUCGGGGAAAUAUGUAGCGGAGGAGCAGGACGAGGGAGACCCAUCACUACUAUCCUGUCAACAGAGGGGAAGGAGAGCCAGCGACCGCUCAGAGGCCAGGCUCUGUCUGCCAGGAACAGGAAGAGACGCCGGCUGAAUGACCUGGAGAGUGACAGCACUGCGGUGGAGAGUGAAGACGAGUUCUUGAUCAGUAACAGCUCGGAGGACGAGGAUUUCGGUGCGUCAGGUGGAGAAGAAGAAGAGGAAGAGGAAGAUAUGGGUAGUGAUGCAGGCAGCCUGGAAAGCGGGACCCGGCCCAGACGGGGGCCGAAAAGUGUUCCCAAACACCGACUGAUCAAGAGCCAACGCAGGGGCAGGAAACGGCUGAGACGACGGCGGAGACGUUCCUCUGAGGAAGAGGAGGAGGAGAGCGAUGAAGAAAACUCAGAUCAGUACAGCGACAUGACUGACAGCAAUGAGGAGAAAAAGAGGCGGGGUCUCCGGCGGGGCCAACGCCAGCAGGUCAACUACCGCGAGACAUCUGAGUCAUCAGACAACUCCCGGACCUCCACCACCAGAGUGAAGGUUAAACCCCGAGGCAGACCACGCAAAGAGCAUCUCUCCAGCGACUACAGCGAUGUGUCGGGUUCUUCCAAAGAGUCUGAGGAGGAGGAAGACUACGAGGACGAAGACGACGACGACCAGAGGAGGAGAGCGAACAGGAGGAGAAGAGAGGAGGAAGGCCUGCGGAGAAACAGGACGCGAGGAAAGAAGAGGAGAUACGAAGACGACGAGAAGGAGCGCGACAGAGAGAGAGGGAGGCGGCUGAAAAGGAAGCGGUUGGAGAAGGAGGACACAGACAGACGGAGGAGGUUAAAAAGGACUGAUGAGGAAGAGGAGGAUCCGGAGAAGAUGGGCAGAGGUAAGAGGAGAGAGAUCCUGAUACAGAAGAGACGCCAACGGCUCGCUCAGAUGCUGAAGAAACGGCGGCCUUCCACGGAGGAAGACGACGACGACGAGUCGGAGGAUUCCGAGUCUUCAUCAGAAGAAGAUCGCCCAAUCCGCAAAAGACUCAACCGCAUUGACUCUGACGAUGACGAAGAAGGAGAAGAAGAAGAGGAGGAGGAGGAAGAAGAGGAGGAGGGGAGACAGAAGAUGAAGAGGUCAUCAGCGGGGGAGAGGAGGGCAGAAAACAAAAAUGACAGUGACGCUCAGGAAAAGGGGAGGGGCCGGAGCCUGUCCCCGUCAAACGAACAUCGGACCUCCAGAGGCCCGGCCAAGCCCGGGACUGGAGGUCCUGCUGUGCCCAGGGACAGUGCAGCACCAGGCAGGCAGGGCAAACACAACGGCCCCCUACAUCCGGAGGGGAAGGAGGAGGAUGAUGAAGAGGAGGAAGAAGAGGGGGAGGAAGAGGAGGAGGAGGGUCAGACAGACUCAUUAAACUCUGUCCAGAACAGUCCUCAGUCAUGAUGGCUGUGUUUGUGUGAGUAACGCUUGCUUCUUCGUUUCUGUUUUUCUUUUUACUGUCAGGCCUUUUCAAAACCUAAAGAACCGCUCUUCCUCCCCCUGUCUUGCUUCUCUUCCUCGCCGUCGUAUCGUGGUAGAGUGCUCUCCACCAUCGCAAAACACAAACUCAUCAUGACUGACACUCAUCGUCACCUUUUGGCAGAACGGACCAAAAGCAGCAUCACAAACCAGGACUUGUCGGCACGUCAUGUUUCUGUGGACGCACUCGCACAGCCGGAGUUUAACCUGACAGUUUUUGUUUCCUGAACUCUGGAGUCACGGCCGUCUGUCCGUCUGUGUGACUGACGGGUCCGUGUGGCUGGAUCAGUUCAGAUUCACCCAGUUUAAGGCCUGAUGGAGCGGGCACAGGAGUCUGUAUGUAGUGAACCUCAUAAUAAAGCACUUCGUCAUUCUCAUAGCACUUAAAAACCCACGGCAGAGGAGACUGUCAGAGUCCACCUGAACACUGCGGAGCAUGUGAUCCUGAUGUUAGGGAGGCCAGACGUGAUUCUCAGAACAACAAGAAAACCACUCGAAGCAUCGUCCCACUUACUUUUAGACAUUUACAUCAAAACACAAGAUGUAGGCUCUGAUUUUAGAUCAUGAUACAACAAAUUAAAUGCUCACAUUAUCAGGAGGAAGUACUUCAAGGAAUUAAAAUAAACAUUUGAAGGUUUAAAGUUUAAAUUAAAAGAUAGUAACUGACAGGGUGUAGCCUUUUUUUACUGUUUCAAGCAUUUUAUAGAGAAAACACGAAGUCUGAUAAAAGAAGAAUAAACCAGAGAUUACGUCUUGAUGAAAGUCUGUAAUAUUUCAGUACUAUAAUAUAAAUUUGUGACGCUUACAAAUCAUUUUAAUGAGCAUUUUCUUGCUCCAAACUUGAACAGUGAAAUCCUCCAACUUGUUUUAAGGUACAAAAAUUGACUUAACUGUUUCAUAACUUUACAUCAAAGUUUGAAGCAUUUAUCAGAGGUUAGGAACUGACACCAAGCUGCAAAGGAAGCGGCACCUUUGUUCACUUCAUUUCAAGAAAGAAAGAAAGACAGAAGGGAUGUUCCCAAGCGACUAAUUUCCCAGACGGUUAAUCUGGAAUUUAAUCACAUUCAGAAACUCUCAGAAAACAGUCAAAACUUACCACAGAGCUUAACUCUGCUCAAAAACACACUGUGUGUAACCUAUUGGGUGUUUCAACAGAUUAAAUGUAAGGCUUAUUUCAACACAGCUGAAAAGAGAGGUGCUUUAAUAACACGUCACGUUAAAACGUGUAAAAUAUGACCAAUAAUAUUAAAAUAAAAGACGACAAUUCACACUGAAAUGAAAAAUCAAGAAACUUCUCAUCAAAACGGACCUUUUUUUUAUAAUUAGUAAUUUUAUUGAGUUUUUUCUUUUUUUUAAACAAGGAUAAUGAACAUCAAAGACAGCAAAUAAAAUAGACAACAUCAAUAAAAUAAGUAAAAAUGCAAAUAAAUGUAACAAAACAGAACAAAUAAAAAUAAUAAUAAUAAAUAAAUACAAAAUAAAAUAAAAUAGGUUGGCAGGACAAAGUGGGCAUUUACAUUUACAUUUCCAUAUUAAGGGUAAUUACUGUACAUUCUUCACAGGGUAAUGUUGCUCCCCCUAAUCUUAAAGUCACUGAAGAUAUCCCGUUGUUCUUUAAUCAUAUUGUUUCUGGAGUUUAAUUUCCCUAACAUCUUCUCACAUGCAGCAAUUCCUGUCAUCUGCAACUAGGCCUUUUAUGUGGUUAAAUAAUGGCGUGUUGUUGUGAACCAGCUUUAAACAGCAAGCACACACACACACACACACACACACACUGUAUUUACUCGACUGUUGAAAUAUGUUGUUAUCAUGAGCCUUAGUUUAUAAAAAUAUUAAUAAUUCAUUAACAAACUCGUACAUCUGGCAGAGUAGUGAACAGUUUAAUCGACUACACUUGUGCCACAUUUCCAACGGCCAUACUCGGUGUCACAGUCCCAGCAGCCGUUGCUAGUUCGACUUCCGCCCGUUAGCAUGUCGGUCUUCCCCCACUCUUUACUCCCACAUUUCCGGUCUCUUUUCAGCUUUUCUAUCCAAUAAAAAGCCCAAAAAUACAACUUUAAAGAACAUUUGUCCUCUACAUGCAGCCUCAGGAGCCUUCCCCGUGUUCUCAGUGUUUAGAAUAUUUCAUUUCCUGAUCUUCUUCAUUUGAUUUUAAUAUCUGAACGAGGACCUGAGUAUCAUCCACCAGGGACGUGUGUAUCCACAGUGUUUGGUUUCUGACUCUCGCCUCUGUCGGUGGGAUCAUGUUUGCUGUACAUACUCUGCCUGUACGCUGUUCCUUGUAAUAUAAUAGAUGUUCUGUUCUCUUAGUCCUAUUGUAAAAUAUAGUGUUAUAUUUUCUAUAUGAAGGAGAGGAGGAGAGAUGCUGCUGUGAGUGAUGUGUGGAGCGAUAAGGUUUCAAACUGCGAGUUCAUCAGCGGUGUGCUUUUUCUUCAAGACUCUGCCGGCCGUUGAUUUGUGUGAAUUAAGAUUACCGAGGAGGAGCCCGUCACAAAGUCUCAAAGAGCUGAGUCCUGCUCACUGUCAGCCCGGUGUGGAACACAUUUUAAAGGUUUUUAACUCUUUGUGUCCCUGAAGGGGACCCCAGGUGUUUUUAAGAAGGAACAAAGCUUUAUUUUUGAUUGAGCCUCAGGUGCUCACCAAUCAAACUACAAUGUUACUGUGUUUUUCUCUACCAGCCACCUCAGCUUCUGAAUAACACGUGUAUAUAUCUGUUUUAUCUGUGGCAGGUCAACUGUAGGGUGUAGACAGACGUUUGUCUCCGUGUGGGGUAAAAAAAAGGAAGAAUUCAAACAGUCAGAUCACUGUUCAGGCUUCACGUGAGUUUCAUCCUGCUGACCGGCUCCCCAAACUCAGACCCGAGUACUCCAAGUCUCCAUCCAUCAUUCAUCGUUACAUUUCCUCGUACUCACAGGAAAGAGUGAGAAUAACUUCAGAGUGAGAGUCUACUCUUCUCUCUCAGAGGAGUCACCCCUCUUGUGUUUCUGGACCUCCAUCAUGAAGGGUGUACGACUUAGAUUAUUAAGGAAUAUUAUAAAAACGCUUCCUCUCUUUGAGUUUGAGUUAAGACAGCUCUAACAAAUCUCUCAUGUUUGAUUCUCUGAUUUCAAAACCACCUGAUUUUUAAGAAACCCCAGUGACAACAAAAACAGAAGCAGCCCGCUCAGGUCAACCAACAACAUUUCAAGUGUGACGACAAAAUGAGUCAGCCUUCAACCAAGUUACAAACUCACUUUUCUUCUCUUCUUUUUUUAACCUUGAACCUCUCCAGACACACACGAGUUACAUUUCACUGCUUUUUUUUAUUCCUUUGUUUUUUUAUUAUCAUGUCUCAGUUUGAAGCGUCACAUAGGAAACCGUCUUUAGAGUCACACUGAUCAAGUUAAAGUGUAUAUUCACAUUUAUGGACGAUGCAUCUGCUGCUGACAGAAAAAUAAAAUGCCCGAACUGUUUAAAAUGUGGACAAAAAAGUGAAAAUGAAGCUGUACAUAAAGAGAACUGUCAGAAGAGACGGCGUUUAUUUUUUCUACUUUCAUUCCUUUUUUCAAAUUUGAUGAAUUGUGAGCUUGUAGUGAGUCGGACACUGUGUUUGCUGCCUGUAUGUACAAACUGUAAAUGAUCGACCACACAGUCAGACCUUUUCUGUAGCCAAGUAAUUAGAUUGUGAUCUGACAGUUAUCCACACAGACUAUAGAAACAUGAUAAUCACUCUGUAAUGCUAGUUUGAGUAUAAAUCGUUUCAGUCCUUAGAAAACCGCCGGUUGAUUCUGACUCUGCUCUCACCCAGAACGACAAUGUGGGUUUUCGUGGCAUUAACUGAAACCGCUGGAUGUUACCGCCGGCGUCUUUCAGGUACUUUCCGUCAAUGAUCAGGUUUCAUACGACUCCUUUAUAAAACAAUCAGACUCAUUAGAUAAGGAGUCUCUCAGCUGGAAAAUCCCUUCAGUGCUGAGCUGCAGGGCCGACGUGUUGAUCAUCAAAGUAAUGAUUCAUUUCUGAGCUCCACUAAAAGUCUCAAUCUGAACUCUACUCUUUUCAGAUCCACCCUGUUUCACUCACACACUCGGUUUUUAUCAGAGGAAUCUGUCUUUUGAGAAACUCUCUUUAGUGUUACAUGAGCCCCACAUGUGUAGCUGUAAAGGAAGAUUCAUGUGUUCAUGGCAGCAGCCUGAAAGCAUCCCCUGCAGCUGAUGAGCAUCAAUCUUUGCAGAUUCUGUUGGUUUCUAAUGUUUAAACUCUGGAUUCAAACAGACCACUGGACGUGAGUGUGGCUCCUCUCAUUUCUCUGUUGUACUGUUACUGUAGUAUCGCUGUAACAAAUGUUUUCUAAGUUAUUAAACCGACAUCCCAGGCAUCUCCUCAAAA
Molecule: messenger RNA, 9020 nt
Organism: Notolabrus celidotus (New Zealand spotty)
Lineage: Eukaryota; Metazoa; Chordata; Actinopteri; Labriformes; Labridae
Gene: rsf1a
Product: remodeling and spacing factor 1a
Exons: 18
Coding region: 126-4583 (1485 amino acids)
Biological process (GO): regulation of DNA-templated transcription
Cellular component (GO): RSF complex
Source: RefSeq, a predicted model, not a curated record